Magallana angulata is the source of this 1913-nucleotide messenger RNA. RefSeq lists its product as uncharacterized. The transcript has 3 exons. The record is from RefSeq and is a predicted model, not a curated record. Lineage: Eukaryota; Metazoa; Mollusca; Bivalvia; Ostreida; Ostreidae. The coding region runs from base 223 to 1044 and encodes 273 amino acids.
CUGCUAACCUGUGAGUGCGUUGAACCUAUGCAAAUUGUUACUUUUUUAGUCACUAUAAUAGAAACCUUCAUAUAGCUCCAUCAUUAAUGUUGACAGCAGCAGCGUUAUAGUACAAUUUGGUGUGUCAGGGUUGCUGCAGAUUCCCGUGUAAUAGUGCAUGUGAAAUACAUAGUUGUCUAUUGCAAUUAGCUGCAACGACAUAUAUCACCGACGAAGCUUACAAUGAGCAAAAGUGAAGUAAAAGAGUUUCUGUUUCAAAACUUGACGCUGAUUUUGGUGUUCGUUGCAUUGUCUUUGCUGUGUCAGAUCACCACUAUAGCGACGCCGGGAUGGAUGAAGUUCCAUUUGGAAUUUUACGAUGACGUCAAAGUGUCGUCUGCAAGUAACGAAUCCACGCUAUCCGACCUGACGGCAGAAGUUUCUGCCGGACUUUGGUUCUUCUCCUUCUGUUUCGAUGGUCGGUAUCAAAAUGGGACAGAACUCGCUUGUUUUACGGAAACUUUUAUUGACUACGACAACAAGCACCUUUCGAAGUUCCACGUCGACCAUCUUGAAUUGCUGAAGGACUUCUGCUUCAAUGCAUUAAGUGGCCUUCUGGAGUACCAGAUUGAGGCGUCCAUCAGCAUCGCGUGCCUUCUGAUCGGACUAGUAGCUUAUCUUCUGUACUACAAAUCAAGAGUCACUAAAAAGGGAUCUGGCAUCGUGGCAUGCUCUUGUUUUGCAAUUUCAGCUAUAAUGUUGUGGUUAGUUGUGGGGAAGAUAACAACCAUCACUCUCCAGAUGAAGAAAACCUUUGAGUUUCCUAUGGCGGCCAGCCACGCAACGAUUACAGUACUGAUGCCAUGGUGUCUGCUUGUUGCUGGAUUGUCUGCCCUGAUGACUUCGUAUUCUACAAUGACUUUCCUUGUCUAUUUGGCCCAAGACAAAACCCCGCAACACAGAUACAUGAAAACCAAUAGUCAUCAGCAGAUCCUUGCAGAAGACCAAGAACCUUGCUGCUCCAAUAACAAUCACCAUUCUAUUCCUAUGACACGGUUAAAAUAAACCCAGCUGUUUAAGUGUUACCAACUACUUCAGAGGAAAAUCAAAUGGACCUUUUCGUAAAGAAUUGCACAAUAGAGUACUUUAAAUUCAAAUGCAGCAAACUUGAAAACCACUGUCAUUCAGAAGGAUCCUAUUCACAAAUGACCUUGGGAACAUCUGUGUUUGUCCUUGUGGAGUGAAAUGCCUUAAUGCACACUACUACUAUAGUAAUGAUUACUAGACUGUUAUAUUGUAAAGGUGUAAUCUUUACACAUGUGUUACAAUUGACUAAGUGACAUAUACAUGUAAUUAAGGAGGUUUGUGUCCUUCUUAAGUACAAAAUAAUAAGUAUAAUCCUGUUUUAAUAUUAAUUUACAUUUUAUUUUCAUUUUGUAUAUUGCACCUUACACAUUAAUAAAAUUUUAAUGAAAUCACAAAUCAUUGUUUGGAGUUGUGGUUCAUCAUACAUGUAGCUGCUUCGAAAAGUAGAACAAUCUAUAAAAUUGUACAAAACAAGGUCCCGAGGCUUAAAAAUUUUGGAUGACCUGACUUUGGUUCAAGUCUGAUUUUUCACUAUAUAUUAUAUUCCAUAUUUGAGGAUUGAGACUUGGAUCAAAAACCUAACUUAUAUACCCCAAAUCACAUGCUAAUUUUAUUUGGGGGUGGGGGGGGGGUUGUAUUGAGGAUUUAGGUUUUUUUUUGCAUAGAGCAGUUCUAUAUAAAAUGUACAAGUAUACAAUGUGCAAUACACAGUCAAUAUGCAUGCAUAGAAACAAUUAUAUAUAUAUACUUAUCUCAUGAAAAAUAAUAAGACUUCAAGAACAAUAUAAAUCAGUUAAUGUAACCGGUAAAAAAAAUACCACCGAGAAGAAACAAUUAAGUGUCCUCAU